Messenger RNA from Hippoglossus stenolepis (Pacific halibut), 3687 nucleotides. RefSeq names its product MAP/microtubule affinity-regulating kinase 3a (gene mark3a). Lineage: Eukaryota; Metazoa; Chordata; Actinopteri; Pleuronectiformes; Pleuronectidae. Gene Ontology annotation, molecular function: protein serine/threonine kinase activity; ATP binding. Gene Ontology annotation, cellular component: plasma membrane; cytoplasm. The record is from RefSeq and is a predicted model, not a curated record. Bases 513 to 2972 code for a protein of 819 amino acids. Gene Ontology annotation, biological process: protein phosphorylation; intracellular signal transduction. The transcript is spliced from 19 exons.
GCCCGUGAACGCACCCUAAUCCAGCCCCGCCGCGGAGCCGCCAUUUUGGUUCCACCUAACUCAGACAGCUUCACUUCGGGCCACCGGAGAUGGAAGAAACCGAACCGACGGCGAGUAUCUCCGCCGCCGCCACCGUCUGAACCCCGGUAGGAAACACCCAGCGCGGAGCCUCGACGCCAUGGCCGCUUUUUAAACUGCUAUUUUUGAGGAAGGGGGAAAAAGCCCGGAGCCAUUUUUCGGUGGACAGCGCCUGAGCGUCAGUUGAGUUCAGGGACUCGAACCCACCGGACGCACGGACGCUGCCUCGGGUCGGACCCGCUUCAUGCUCGCUGCGGACGGACGUCGGGCUGAUUUCCUCUCGGUGCCUGCGCUCCAGCACGUCCGCUGCCUCUCCGAACGGCGAUCCAUGCGGAGGCAGCUCGAUCCGAGGGGCGACGCGCAGAAUCGGGCUUAGUGGCGAGUGUGUGUGUCGGCGGAUUUUUUGGACGUAAGAACCGGGACCGGAGGAGAAGAUGUCCAACAAAACCCCAUUACCCACAGUGAACGAGAAGGUGACGGAGACGCACACGUCUCACAGCAAUGGGCGGCAGGAGAUCAGCACGCGCUCGAGCCGCACCGGCGUGCGAACGCGCAGCUCGGAGGAGCCGCAGCAGCCCCACGUCGGCAACUACCGGCUGCUCAAAACCAUCGGCAAGGGCAACUUCGCCAAGGUCAAACUGGCCCGACACAUCCUCACCGGCAGAGAGGUGGCAAUUAAGAUAAUAGACAAGACGCAGCUGAACCCAAACAGCCUUCAGAAGCUCUUCAGAGAAGUUAGAAUAAUGAAGAUCUUGAAUCAUCCGAAUAUAGUCAAGCUUUUUGAAGUGAUUGAGACGGAGAGGACGCUCUACCUGGUGAUGGAAUAUGCCAGCGGAGGAGAGGUGUUCGACUACCUGGUUGCACACGGACGAAUGAAGGAAAAAGAGGCCAGGGCUAAAUUUAGACAGAUCGUAUCGGCGGUGCAGUACUGCCACCAGAAGCACAUUGUUCACAGAGACCUCAAGGCGGAGAACCUGCUGCUGGACGCAGACAUGAACAUCAAGAUCGCCGAUUUCGGCUUCAGCAACGAGUUCACUAUGGGCAACAAGCUGGACACGUUCUGCGGCUCUCCUCCGUACGCAGCGCCGGAGCUUUUCCAGGGGAAGAAGUACGACGGGCCGGAGGUGGACGUCUGGAGUCUGGGAGUCAUCCUGUACACGCUGGUCAGCGGCUCGCUGCCCUUCGACGGACAGAACCUCAAGGAGCUGCGGGAGCGCGUGCUGCGAGGGAAGUACCGCAUCCCCUUCUACAUGUCCACGGACUGCGAGAACCUCCUCAAACGCUUCCUGGUGCUCAACCCGGCCAAGCGGGGUACUCUCGAGGUGAGGGAGGACGCAGAAAAUCAAAUCAUGAAGGAUCGAUGGAUCAACGCAGGAUUCGAGGAGGACGAGCUGAAGCCGUAUACUGAACCCGAGCUUGACAUCACGGAUCAGAAGAGAAUAGAUGUGAUGGUGGGGAUGGGCUACAACCUGGAGGAGAUCCAGGAGUCUCUGGCCAAGAUGAAAUAUGAUGAGAUCACAGCCACCUACCUGCUGCUGGGCAGGAAGGCCUCUGAGCACGAGCCCAGCGAGUCGGCCUCCAGCAGCAACCUUUCUCUGGCCAAGCCGAGACCCAACAGCGAGCUCAACGGCCAGUCCCCCUCCCACCUCAAGGUGCAGAGGAGCGUCUCCUCCAACCACAAGCAGAGACGCUACAGUGAACAAGUCGGUCAGAACAAUCCUCCGGGGACGGCUCAUCCGAAGAGGAGUCAGACCACCACGGCGGAGAACAGCGUGAAGGAGGAAGGAGGCGUCCAGCUGCGUAAGCCCAGCACCCCGGGGAGCCGCGGCGCUCCGCCCGCCAGCCCUCUGCUGGGCAACGCCAACAACCCCAACAAGGCCGACAUCCCCGACCGCAGGAAAGGCGCCACCACCGGCCCGAGUAAUAACACUGCGUCGGCAGGGAUGACCCGGAGGAACACGUACGUCUGCAGCGACAGGAACAACACGGACCGUCUGUCCGUCAUCCCCAACGGGAAGGAGAACAGCAUGACUGAGAUGGCUUGUGCCACUAGCCCCUCCUCUGCCUUUGCGGCUGCUGCGUUCGGCGCCUCGUCCAGUUCGGUGCGGCUGAGGUAUCAAACCGUCGGCCCUUUGUACGCUUGCCAGCCAGGCUGGGCCACACUGCCCCACUCCUUCUACGAUCUGGACUACUGCACGCCCAACAGCGUCGCUGUGUCGCCCGGCGGCCAGAGGAACCCGGUGGCGUCGACCCACAGCAUCACCAACGCCACCACGCCCGACCGGCUCCGCUUCCCCCGAGGCACCGCCAGCCGCAGCACCUUCCACGGGGGCCAGCUGAGAGACCGCCGCACGGCCACGUACAACGGGCCGCCGGCCUCGCCCACCCUCUCCCACGAUGCCACGCCUCUCUCCCAGACCCGCAGCCGUGGAACCAGCAACCUGUUCUCCAAACUCACCUCCAAACUCACCCGCAGAAACAUGUCAUUCAGGUUUACCAAAAGAGUCUCAACCGAGUUUGAGAGAAACGGGAGACUUGAGGGCUCAAGUCGCCAUGUACCUGGGGAUCAAAAAGGGGAAAAUAAAGACAGUAAACCUCGCUCCCUCCGAUUCACUUGGAGUAUGAGGACCACCAGCUCCAUGGAGCCUUGCGACAUCAUGCGGGAGAUUCGCAAGGUGCUCGACGCCAACAACUGCGACUACGAGCAGCAAGAGAGUUUCCUGCUUCUUUGCGUCCACGGGGACGGGCGCGCCGAGAACCUGGUCCAGUGGGAGAUGGAGGUUUGCAAGCUGCCCCGUCUCUCCCUCAACGGCGUCAGGUUCAAGCGGAUAUCCGGAUCAUCCAUCGCUUUCAAAAACAUUGCUUCCAAAGUUGCCAACGAGUUAAAGCUAUGAACAAAAGGGUUUAAAAGUAUACAUAUAUAUAUCUAGAAGUAUUUAAGCUGUACAAUCAUCCAAGUAGCAGUUUCCAAACGUCUCCUUUUUUAAAAACAAAAUACAGAGUAUGUAUUGAAUAUGAUAAUGUAUAGUUUAAGGCUUUUGGCAAUAAUCACUGAAUUACCUACUAAUAUCUGCGUCUGUUGUGGCCACACGGGGUCGACAUUAACGAGUUGAAUAUGAUUUGUCAUGCUGUGAAUGUGGACAAAAAAACCAUUUCUAGUCUUAUUUAUUUAAUCUUUUUUUUUUUUUCUCUCUCUCUCUCUCCCGGAAAAAGAUAAAAAAUUACGUAGCAUUUUGUUUUCAGUGUAAAUAAUGUAUCUUACUUUUUUCGAGACGGCUUCACUGCAACACUCAUUCUGUUCCUGUUCGUUUUCUUUCUUUUGUAUCUCGUCGGAGGUGGAGAUGAGCGGGGGUCCGUGUACACGCCCACAUGGUUAAGGUUCACUCAUGUCUCAAUUAAAGUGUCUGUCAACUUACACGUCUCACGAUCCUUUGUGUCCGGACGCAGUUCAGAUGAAGCUCGAUUCUGAUAUUUAAAUGUGUUCGAUGUUUAAAGGAAAAGUGACAAACUGAACGUUUAGUUGUUUCAUGUAAAUAAAAAUAAUGACAGAUUAAAGUUAUAAGCCUUUGAUGAGUAUAGGCCUGUUCAUUAUUAAAAAUAUUAUAUAUA